CGUAAAUACUCACGAAGGGGCGGUUUUUGCAGGAACCUUGGGAUUUUAGGACACCGUCUAGCAUUUUACGGCUAGCGUUAGGGGUUGCCCUUAGAAACGGCGGUAGUCGCCGCGGGAGAAUUGAGCCGUAUUUUCAAUUAGGCAACGGGUUUAACCGGCGAGCUGCAAAGAGGAGGGAAGAGACGCUGGGAGAAGCUUGAUAUUUCUGAAUUUGCUGGUUUUAUUCAGCUCACCUCUGGUCAUGUCCAACGUUUGGCAGCAUCCAUAUGUUAACAUCUUUAAGCAUUUCAAGGUUGAAGAGUGGAAGAAGGCAACAAAAGAAGGAGAUGUCACAACUAUUAUGGACAAGACUCUCAAGUGCACAGUGUAUCGAAUCCGGGGUGCGAUUCCUGCCAGCAAUUACAUUCUUCUCCCCAAGACGAGCACUCAGUCUCUUGGUCUAACUGGACGAUACCUUUAUUUGCUGUUCAAGCCCACACCUGAGAAACACUUUGUAGUGCACUUGGAUGUUGCCACAAAGGAUUGCCAAGUGAUCCGUAUUUCAUUUUCCAACCUAUUUAAAGAGUUCAAGUCAACAGCAACAUGGCUGCAAUUUCCUUUUGUCUGCGGUGCCACAAAAGACUCUGUUUAUGACCACACCUCUAAGACAGCAAAACAAGAUCUGGUUGGGCCUGCACCAAGUGGGGUACGGUGGACUUGUCUAAUGAUGGAUUUGCGCUACACUCUGUCUAUCUACCUGAAUCGCCAUUAUAGCCACCUAAAGAGUAUCAAGUUCUGUUCCAGUUUGCUGGUAAAGAAUGCUUUUACCAGUGACUUGGUCUGUGAUCCAGGUCUGACAUUUGCUGAUGCAAAGCAAACUGGUUUAACUUUGCAAGGCUUUGGUCCAAUGCCGAGAGAAAUGUGUUUCCCAGUGCACAGUGGUGAGAACUGGCAUGACCUCUAUGACUAUAUCAGAUUUCCUUCUGAUGGAAGCAAGAUGCCUUUUGACUCAAUUCAGAAAGGGCAGGCAAACCCAGUAACAGCUCAUCCACCAAAUGUAAACUUGCGUCGACAGCAAACACGAACUGUAAAUAUCAGUAAACCUAUCAAGGACAGAGUCUCCUUAAUUCAACAGAUUGUCAGCCCUAAAAUGCUUCCUCGCCAUUGCCCUCCUCUGUUAACUACUAGUCUUCCUGAGCUAUGUCUCACGAAUGGGAUGUCACAGGGCAUGUUACUGACUGACACUAAGAGAGAAGAUGAGCUUCAAAAUGAAGAAGGUGCGGCAUCAGAAAUAUCAAGCCCUGGCAUUGAAAUUAUUGGUGGUGGAGAUCAUUCUGUUCAUGUAUUUGCACAGAAAGAUACUGACAUCACUAUUCACAGGCAUGACAGUGAAGCAGAGGAGACCAUGGCCACAAAAAUAACUGGACCAGUGUCGCUAUCUGCUAAAAAAGUGCAUGAACAUACAAAAUUGCUUCCUGACCCCAUCUUAAAGCUAAAUCGGAUUAUUGGCUUUGGAGGCUCUACAACCAAAUCUGCUUUAUGGACAAAAACUGGAGUCUCUGUGGUUUAUCCAUGCCAUGCUGUGAUAAUCUCAAUGGAUGUUGCCACUGGAAGGCAAAGGUUCUUUUUUGGUCACACAGACAAGGUGUCUGCUCUUUCUUUCAAUGGAAAUAGCACUUUACUUGCAUCUGCACAGACUGGUAAUCACAGCAUGGUGCGCAUAUGGAGUUACCCAAAAGGAGCAUGCCUAACUAUGUUCAAGACACAUGCACAUUCUGUCUGUUGUCUCAGUUUUUCUUACAAUGGUGGUGUCCUUUGUGGAGUGGGAAAGGAUAGCCAUGGCAAAAAUAUGGUUGUUUUAUGGAACACAUCAAAAGUGAAUAAAGGUGGAGAAGUUGUGAUGAUUGCCAAAGCACAUACUGACGUGGAUAUACAGACUAUGAAAAUAGCUUUCUUUGAUGACACAAGAAUGAUAUCUUGUGGUAGAGGCAAUAUCCGUCUUUGGAGAGUACGCAGUGGAGCCCUCCGCUCAUGUCCUGUUAAUUUGGGGGAGUAUCAUUCCCAAGAAUUUACUGAUGUUGCAUUUGAAGAAGGUCACUGUGCAGACAGGGAACCUGAGGACCGAACAGUUUAUGCCUGCAGCAAGAGCGGACACAUCCUUGAAAUUGACUAUAAGACUGUUAUAAUCAGAAAUGUGAGACGCCUACUUCCGUCACAGCCAAAGCACUCUCAGCGACGAGAGAAACAGACGUUCAACACAGGAUCUGGAAUUGCCAUAAACAGUAUUAGCAUCUCCUCUACAUUUUGUGCUACCGGCUCAGAAGAUGGAUUUCUUCGUUUGUGGCCUCUUGAUUUUUCCAGUGUGUUUUUGGAAGCGGAACAUGAAGGGCCAGUAAACUUUGUGAGCAUUGGCUCAGAAGGAUUAAGCAUCCUGGCUGCCACGUCUACUGGAAACUUAGGAUAUUUGGAUGUCAGCAGUCGAAAGUACACCACUCUGAUGAGGUCACAUGUGGAUACGAUUCUGGCUUUCAGCAUUGAUGGCAUACGAAGACACAUAGCUACAGUUUCUUUAGAUAAUACUAUCAGAGUAUGGGAUCUUGACUCCAUGCAGCAGCUAUAUGAUUUCAUCUCCGAAGAUAUCCCAAGUGCUGUAUCAUUCCACCCCAUGCAGCCAGUUUUUGCAUGUGGCUUCAGCUCUGGCAUGGUCCGGGUAUUCAGCAUUGCACGCUCAACAAUUCUUGCUGAACACAAACAACACCGAGGCCAGAUAACUGGUCUAAGAUUUUCACCAAAUGGAGAAUAUUUAUAUAGUGCUGGGUCAAUGGGUGCACUUGCACUCUACAGUGCAGCAGAGCAGGAACAUCAUGUCAUUAGAGUUUUGGGCAACGUGGUUGUAAGGAGACAGGGAUGGUGUCCUGAUGUACUUACUGUGAGUGAUGACAGCAGAUCCCUGGCUUUUGUUGGACCCACAGAGUAUAUUGUUACUGUGAUGGAUGCAUGUUCACUAGAUGAGCUUCUACGAAUAGAUGUGAGCAUUUUAGACCUGGAAAGCACUAAUCUGGAUUCUGCUGUGAAGGUGUGCUACGCACCCACUUCUGUUGGACACCUCUUAGUCAGCACAUCAUCAAAUAAAAUCCUCUGGCUAGAUACUAAAAGUGGACGACUUGUCCGAGAGGUGUCCAAUGUACAUAAACAGCAGUGUACUUCACUGUCUGUGAGUGAUGAUGGCCAAUUCCUGAUUACUGCUGGAGAAAAAGUAGUCAAAGUGUGGGAUUACAAUAUGAAACAUGAUGUUAACUACCAGGUAUUUAUUGGCCAUUCAGAGCAGAUCCAACAGGUAAACUUUGCACCAGAUCAGCUUGGCAUUGUUACUGUGGGAGAUGCCGUAUAUAUCUGGGAUUUUUUGGCAAGUCCAGCUGAAGUGCAACACAGUAAAAGGAUUCUGUCACCUGCUAAACCUCAAUCACCCCUCAAACAAGAUACAGAAACAAAUUGGAGCCAAAAAAGAAUGUCUAGUGGGAUGCCUCGCCAGACUGUUCCAGUUCCAAUAUCUGGUCCAUCCUGUUUAGAUAUCAGUGCCAUUAGCAGAGCAGGGCAAGAAGAUCUGGCAUCAUUAUAUGAAGAGAGAGUGGGAAGUCCCCAGCGUUGUAGUACUGCUGGGCCCCUUCAAGACUCUUUUCUCCGAAUCACACUGCCUCCAUCAAGUCUCAGAAAAAGCUUACCAUUUAAAAGCAGCAUUGAAUGUAAUAAUGAUUUGGAAGCUGAGGAUUUAUCUGAAGAAGAGAAGAAGCUGACACACAACACCCUAGCUUGUCCAGAUGCCUACAAACACUUCACUCCUAGAUUUAAAACAUCAUCGCUUGCACAGCAGAAUAUCAUAACCCCUCCUACUGGUGAAGAAUAUCUGAAACUAAAAGCUGUUAUUGGUUACAAUGGGAAUGGACGAGGAAAUAUGUUCUGGAAUCCAGACACAGGUCUGUUCAUUUAUACUUGUGGGUGUGUGGUGGUAGUUGAAAACCUUCAUACUGGAUUGCAGAAACACUGGUUGGGGCAUUAUGAGGAGAUUUCCACUCUUGCAGUCACACAUGAUGCCCAGGUUGUGGCUUCAGCUUCAAAAAAUAGCAAUGGAUCAUGCAGUUUGAUCUGUAUUUGGAGCAUCGUGGAUGGCUCCACAAGGACAACCAUUUCUUUCCACAAGGGAGAGGUGCAGGCAAUGACUUACUCAAGAGAUGAUCGCUACCUCUUAUCAGCAGGAGAUUACAGGGACUUAUCAAUUGCUUUGUGGGCAACUAGUACUUACCAGCUGUUGGCUACUGCCUCCCUCUCUGUGCCUAUUCAUGACUUAAGUUUCAAUCCUGUCUCUGACAGCAAGUUUGCUUGUGCUGGAAGUGGCUUCAGCUUUUUCUGUCUUAUUAAACAGCAGGGUAAAGAUGUGGAACUUGAGAUGCAUGAAGUAACAGUUCCAGAGGAGAUGGGAAAGGUGGAGCAAACUGCUCUUUGUUACAGUUGCAAUUCUAUUUUGUACACAUCAACCAAUAAUGGAAAGAUCUGUGCCUGGGACCUUGAUACAAAUCGCUGCUUCAUGACUUGGGAUGGUGAUGAAGGAGAAAUUGGAGUUCUUUUGUGCCGUGGCAACCGUCUACUGAGUGGUAGCAAUUCUAGGAGGAUUCGCCUUUGGUCCGUGGCAGCAGUACAUGCAAUGCGAGAUCAGAGCUCUGAAACCAGUCACAGAAAUGCCUCAGUUCUGCUGGAACAGGAGAUGUCAUUGGAUUCCACAGUGGUUUGUGCAGCCUUUGAUGAUGUUCUGGAUAUGGGGAUAGUAGGAACCACAGCUGGUACAUUGUGGUACAUAAACUGGAUUGAAAACACUAGUAUUCGAUUGAUCAGUGGACACAAGAACAAGGUAAAUGAUGUUGCCUUCAGUCAAGAUGAAACUUACUUUGCUACAUGUGCAGAAGAUGGAAGUGUGCGAGUCUGGUCAGCUGCCACCAUUGAACUAGUGGUACAGUUUCAGGUGCUAAAUCAGAGCUGUCUGUGCAUAUCCUGGAGGCCAGCAGUGCAUCCCCAGACACACAGAGAUAGCAAGCAUAUUGCAGCUGGUUACAGUGAUGGCACUCUUCGUUUAUUCAGUAUACGGACCAUGGAGAUGGAAAUGAAACUACACCCCCAUCAAGAUGAGAUCACAGCCAUCCAGUUCUCGGUUGAUGGUCAGGUUGUUCUUUCUGGUGGUAAAAAUGGCCUUAUGGCUGUGAACAGCCAUCAAACUGGAAUGACUAUCCGUCUAAUCACUGAUCACAGAGGAGCAGCAGUUACUAGUAUUCAAUGUGCAAGAAAGGGGUACAAUGAAUUUGGACUUGAAGGAAGUGAAGUAUGGCUGGCUUCGAGCUCAGAUCGUCGUGUUAGUAUCUGGGUUGCAGACUGGCAGAAGGGUAAAUGUGAGCUUCUAGACUGGCUGAGCUUCCCUGCUCCUUCCACUGAAAAGGAAUCUGACUGGUUACCUCCCAGCCUUGCUUUUUUUUCUCCUUCAGACCCUGGAGUGCUUCUCUAUGUAGGGUACGGAAUGGAGAAAGAGAUCACCUUCUACAGCCUUCAUGAGAAGCAGAUAAUCAAGAGUAUUGCACUUACCCAUUGGUCAACAUGUUUAAGCAUCUGUCCUAAAGGCAAUCUUGUUUCAGUUGGAUGCCAAGAACGUCUCUUGAAGCUAAUCAACCCAACAAACGGAAGGUUUCAAGACUUCAUUUGCCAUAGUGACUCCCUUCAUAUCUGCAGAUUUUCCCCAUCAGGCAAACAGCUCUUCACCUCUGCUUAUAAUGAAAUUUUACUCUGGGAUGUCCAAGGCUUGUAGCCAGUGGGAUUGAUGGUUUAAAGGCAAUAUUCCAUAUUGGAAUUUUUCAAAAGAUGCAUUAUUGGAUUUUUGUUAUACAUACAUUUUUACUAAGCUAUAACUUUGCCAGUAUGUAAUGCUGCAGAGAAAUUUCUCUCAUUUAUGAGGUUGACAGAAGCAGGAAUUUAAAAAAUGACGUGGAAUGUUGCUGACAAUCAUUUUAAUCUGUAAAAAUGAGACAUUGUAAGAUUUAUUUUCAUAUUUUAUUUUUUUAUGAGUUUCUAGCUAACAUAGGACCAUGAACAAGGUACUUUAUAGGUUAGAUGCACACAGUUGAUUAAAGUGUGUCUUUUCAAGACUGGCAUCAAGUUCUAAUUCAGUUGGCUCUGACUGUCUCUGAAUCUUUGCAUUUAAAUGACAGAUUGGGAUAGAAACAGUCAAUUGGUUCCAGAGAGCUGUGAACCUGGCUGCAAAGGAAGGUCUGCAAAAGAGCACAGGUUGUACAUUUAUGCAAAAAAUUAAGUCAUUUGUAUAAAAUGUUGAAUUUGCCAUCUUUCUACUCUUCUUUUAGCUGUAUCAGCACACUAUGUAUAGAUUUGAUUAUUUGCAAUAUAAUUUUUUAUAUCUUUUAAAUCAGUUUUGUAAUAUGUGCAAUUUUU
Molecule: messenger RNA, 6462 nt
Organism: Polypterus senegalus (gray bichir)
Lineage: Eukaryota; Metazoa; Chordata; Cladistia; Polypteriformes; Polypteridae
Gene: wdr90
Product: WD repeat domain 90
Exons: 43
Coding region: 242-5824 (1860 amino acids)
Cellular component (GO): centriole
Molecular function (GO): protein binding
Source: RefSeq, a predicted model, not a curated record